AUGGCAUCAGAGAGGACCUGGGAGGAGCCAGGCGAGGAGCGUGGUUCCCUCCCACUGGACAUCGAUGACGUCCAUGUGCUGCUCCAAGUGGAGCAGGAGCAGAUUCAGAAGAGAACCUUCACCAACUGGGUGAAUGCACAGCUAUCCAAGAGAAGGCCUCCUGUGGCUGUGCUGGAUUUAUUCAAUGAUUUCAGAGACGGUUCCAGAUUGCUGGACCUCCUGGAGGUGAUGUGCAGCCAAAGGCUGAGUCGAGAGAAAGGCAGAGGGGUGUUCCAGCACAGGAUGAACAUCGAGAGAGCCCUGGCCUUCCUCAGGGGGAAAUCAAUCAAACUGGUCAACAUAAAUGUUCCUGAUAUCAUGGAUGGCAAGCCCUCCAUCAUCCUAGGGCUGAUCUGGACCAUCAUCAUGCACUUCCAUAUCGAGGAGUUGGCGAGCACGCUGUCCUUCAGCUCUCGCCAGUCGUCUCUGGAGUCUCUGGCCAGUCUGGACACGCGGUCGACGAACAGCAGUGCACGCAGCAGCCCAGUUCCACCAGGAGGGUCACCGCUACACACACGCUUUAGGAUCUCCGCUAAAAAAGCCCUGCUGCUCUGGGUCAGAGAGCAGUGCCACAAAGCCGGCUGUACUCUGACUGUGAAGGACUUUAAGGUGAGCUGGAGGAGCGGCGUGGUGUUCUUGGCCAUCCUUUGUGCCCUGAGGCCGGAUGUAGUGAGCUUAUCCAAAGCCAGAACCAGAAGCAACAGACAGAACCUGGAGGAGGCGUUCCAUGUUGCUGAGAGAGAGUUACACAUACCCAGAUUACUGGAUCCAGCAGAUGUCGAUGUGAGAGAUCCAGAUGAGAAGUCCAUAAUGACGUACGUGGCCCAGUUCUUGCAAUACUCCAAAGACUUACCUGCUUCUGAAGAUGACAUGCAGGUUCAGUAUCUUUCUCCUACUGCGUCCAUCUCUCCUGUAAAUCUGCCCUGUGACUUCACGCCUGCUGUUGCAACCUCUCCACUCCGACAGACCUCGACUACUCAGAAAGUCCAGGAGGUGACGUGUUGGCUGGAGCAGGCGUACCAGGAGCUGCUGGAGGGAUGGGAGUGUACAGAGGAUGAGAGCUACGCCGAGAGAUACCAUGUGUUCCAGACUUUCGUGGUGUCCUUUAACGAGCAGCGCCGGCCCGUGAUGCCGCUGCUAACAGCCAUGAAGAGGACGGGGAAGCUAAGUGAGGAGCAGCGUGCUCUCCGACAUGCCUGGGAUUCCCUGGCUGAAAAGCUGCGUGAGUAUAAGACAGAGUUAGACCUGAGUUUGCCCUCUCCUCUGGACACUGUGGGCCGCUGGUUGCUGAGGGCCGAGGAGGCGCUGGUCGAUGGAAAUUAUGACCGUCAGGACCACACUCAAGCCGCUCAGGAGGCCCGGGAGAAACACGAGCUGUUUAAGUUAUGUCUAGAGGAAAUGCCUCGUCACGUGAAGACGUUCCAGAUAUUCCAGAAUACGAGUGAUUACGGAGAUAUGAUGGUGCCUUCUGACAAACUGGAGGAGAUAAAGAGAAGGUUCACUACUGUGCGUGUCAGCGCUAAGUAUCAUGGCAUUAGGCUCGAAUACCAGGAGCACAGACACACAGUGUUAGAUCUGCUGGCCCAACUUACUCUCAAGCUGCGCACCUGGAAAAGGGGUUAUAUUUCCCAGGAAACUGUGCGUGUCCUGAUGAAGGACUUUAAUGAGACCGUCAACAAGCAGGGACUGCCUUCUUUGCUGGAAGGAACUCUUUGCAAGCUGAGACACAUUGCUAACAAAUAUACCAGCAAGUCUGCUCUGGCGGGUGAUGCAAACCGUGUAAGUAAUCAGAUGAAGGAUUUGGAGGCCGAGACUGCAGCUAUGCUGGAAGAGGUGAAGAUGGUAAAAGGUACAAUAGCACGCACACUGACGGCUUGGGACUCCUACUGCGACACCUACAGCUCUCUGCAGGCCUGGCUGGAGCAGGGAACUCAGAGCAACAGACAUGGACAGCAAGCUGAAGUGACGGUAGAGAUGAUGUCUGAGUGGAGCUCUUACAGAGAGCGUCUGAACGAAGUCGGAAACUACCUAAUGGACGUCACUGAUCCACAGACCAGCCGCUCGAUUUCUGACGAUCUCUGCAGGAUUAACCUGAUGUGGGCCGAGUUUGUUAAAAGAACCCAGUUUGAGCUUGUUGAAGAGCAAAGUUUAAGUCCACCGAGUCCUCAGUCUCUGCAGGGUUUCAUUAGAGAAGCCAAGCAACUUCUAAAGGAACCAGUCGAAGUGCUGUCAGGAUCACUUAUAACGUACCGGAAGAGACUACAGUUUAUGAUAAGGAAAAUACAGGACGUUGAGCUGGAGUCUCUCUCUCCGUCACUUGAGUGCUCAGCUGAAACUCUAAACAAACUCAAGCAGGCCAUUCCAGAGGUGCUGCAGACGCUCUGUGAGGCCGUGCAAGUAUGUGAAGAGCUGCAGCAAAACGUGUCGAGCCUGGACGUCCGUCUGGCCGAACUUAUAAACUGGGAGGUUGAAAUCAGAGAGUAUUAUGAGCUUGUAAAUGAAAAAUCACGACACCAGAGGGGACAGGAUCCCAGGACCCGGUCCCUGAUUUCUAAAGGUCUGCAGCUAGAGGGUCAGGUGGUGAUGGAGGAGCAGGACCUGCAGGAGAUGGUGAUGUCACGUCAGAAAAACUCCCCUCUGCAGUACCUCAUUGCUUCUACCAUGCAGGACAGAGUUCGUGCCACUGUCGCACAAUCACAGGAGGCUCUUGGGAUGCUUAGCUCUUUGGGCUCUCGCAGGGACCGAAGCCCUACAGGACAUCAGCCUCCACAAAAAGUCUUCAUUCAGGAGCAAGAGGUUUCACCUGAAACGCCACCCCAGCCAGUGCCCGUGAUUGUUGUGCAGGAAUACCAAGAGGAAAAGGGUCAAACGCAAACGGUAACAAAAUCACAGUUAAUGAAAGAAGCAGUGGAGGACUUUCCAGGUCAGAAAAAAGCUGAAGCUGAUACCCCACUGCAGAAUCUUCCUGAAGUCAGGCCACACAGUGAACUGGUAGGUGCUGUGGCACUCGGGGAACCAAAGAGACGAAAAAGAGGUGAUGACAAAAAAUCCAUGGAAUCUCAGGAUACAGAACAAACACCAGAGCAAAUUCAGCAAGCGCCCACAAGGCAACAACCUUUGACUGUGCAACAAGAACCAACACAACUACAGAUGGAACUGGACACUCAGCAACAAACGCGAGGUCAGCAGCAGCAGGCGCGAAUACAGAAACAAGGUGAAAGCCAACAGCAAACCGUAUUCCAUCGGUCAAUGAAGAUAAGAAAAUCCCAGAAGCGUGCAGAGAAUAGGCCUUGGAUACAACAAAAGGCUCAAGCAGAGGUUUUGGCCCAAGAACAAAUGGGUGAAGUACCACCACAGCCCAAGGUUAUUACCACUGCUGUGUCUCCGUCCCCGGUAUCUAUCUCAGACCAGGUUCAGGCACAAACUAAAGUGACUAGGGUCCAGCAACAGCAGCCUGUCACUAUUACCACCAGUGUUAGAUCUCAAGCUCAGAUUUCUACAUCACAUGCAAACCAGACUCAAGCCAAGAUGAUUACACAGACACAUGCUGAAGUGACUCAAGGCCAGCAACAGCAUUCUGUGCUGCAAGUUAAUGAACCCCAACAACAUCAUCCUAUGACAGUAUUUGCUAGUGUUGCAUCCCAGCCUACAAUGGGACCUGUCCAGUCUGAGCCCAAGAGCGUUACCCAGACGCAAUUCCAAGUGACUCAAGUACAGCAACAGCAAUCUGCUGUGAAAGCUAAAAUGGGGCAAACCCAAUCAGUGACAGACCCCAAAAUGGAUCAAAUCCAACAGUCUGUAGCACAACCUAAAUUUGUUCAAACGCACCAACAGUCUCCUGUCUCCCAAAUUCUCUCUAAAGAGCAACGGCAUCCACAACCAUUCUCCGCCACCUCAUUAUUUCAGCCACCAACAAAGCAAUCAGAGAUGCGAUCGUCAGUCAUGACUCAGAUACAACAGCCAGUAAUGGCUCAGACUCAACCCCAAGCUUAUCAAUAUUUGCCAGGCAUGGGGGCAGAAAGUCAAAAUAUUAGACAACCCCCAACACCAAUUCAACAUCAACUAACAACUGAAAGGUUGCCACACCUAGGUGUACCCCAAUCUCCACCCCAUCAAGCAGUAUCUUCCAGUCAGUCUCAGGGUGUUACCAUGAUGACAGCCCAGCCCAAAAAUACGGCUCCUAUUCAACCUCGAAUAAUCAGCAUGCCUCAGAGUGAACCACAACUCUAUAAAUCACCUCAAUCCCCACCUCACGUCAUGGGCAUGAGUCAUACUCAUGACAACAUUCAGUUAAGACCACAACCCCACAUCCAGCCUCAACAUCAGUGGAGACAAAUCAUGCCUGACGGAGGGGUACAGAGUUAUCAUGAGGCCCCAAACCAGGGUUUCAUGGCGACUCAUAUUCCGACUCAUAUUUCGACUCAGGUACAAUUUCAGAGCCAGAGCCAUCCACAGUCGCAUGGUGUGACUCAAACUCAAGUCUGCCCUCAGCAAUGGGCACCAUUAAGAGGAGGGAUAGAGACACAGACUUACUCCAGUGUCCAGUCGCAGGGUCUCCCCAGUCCUCAGUCGCAGGGUCUCCCCAGUCCUCAGCCGCAGGGUCAGCCUGGGACCCAAUUUAGUUCCCAAUCACCAGGCCAACCUUAUUCACAAUUAAGCCAUCAAAGCCCAGCUCAAUCAGUGCUACCAUUACAGCACUGGCAGCCAGGUAGACAAUCCGACAUGGUCAGACAGAGUUACCCACAAAUUCAGAUGUCUGAAUACCCACAAGUCCAAUGGUCUAUGCAACCAGAGCCACAGUCCCAAGUACAGUUUAUGAAAAUCGUGCCUCAAACAAUGUCCCACACACCUUGGGCCCAACCACCAUCCCAAGCCCCAGUAAGACCUCAACGUCCUGCUUCACAGCAGCCACAAACUCAACAGUCGUGGCCACAAAACAGGCCUGAAGCUCCAUUUCAAGUUCAGUUUCAGAGCCAGUCACUGCAGUCAAAACCUCAGCUGCCAGGGAAGGCAAUUACUUCGGUACAAGUUUUACAAAAGCCACAGUCCCAAGUGCAAGAGGAACGCCAGCAGCACUUAGCUGCUCAGGUUAAACCUCCAGCUCAGGACCAGGCUCCUCCCCAGGCUUAUUCAGAGGCAGAGGCAUUGGCAAAAAACAAUUAUGAAGAUGCCAAGCGCUGCCUUCAAGAGCACAUUCUAGAGGCUAUCAGCAUAUUUAACGACAAGAAGGCAAUUCAGAAACAGGUGCUUUUUAAAAAAAUGUGUUUUGAAUCAUUUAAUCUUGAGCUCCUGAAGGAAUUCCUGAAAGCUAAACAAGGAAUGGAAGGUUUCUGCACCUCGUCUCAGCUCCAAGACCUGGAGCUCUUUACUCAGUCUGUCAGAACUGAGUGGGAGGCCUGCUUCUCUGCCUCAAGCAGUCUAGUUUCGGCUGAACAACAGCUGGAGGCCCUUAAGCAGCUGUGUGCGACAUUGAGUCCAGAAGAUGCCAACAGGCUGGCACAGGUUCAGCCCGGGGAAUCUGAGACGACACUCCCUGCCAUCCAGUGUCCGUCUAGUGAAGAUCAGGACAUGACACCAACAGGCUCUGGUGCGCCUGUAGAGCAGACAAUACAGACAUUUCAGCAGAAACCUGCUCUUCCACAGAAACCCGUGGAAAUCACUACAGAGAUUUUCCCUUUCUCAGCUCAACGGCCAAAAACUGUGGAGAAGAAAGCGAUACUGAAGCAGAUCAGCACAGAGGAGGACAGGUACAGAAGUUCCAGGUUUGAACUACAAGCUCAGCUGAAUAGGAACGAACAGAGCAUGCUGGGAGAUCGGCCUUCAGGGUCAGUCUCGGCCACAGACCUGCAAAAGAGGCUCCGAGAGCUGAAGGCUUUGCAGGACGAGACGGAGUGUUUGUGGUCGGAGUAUGAGACGCAGUGCUCACAGUGUUCUCAGGUCAAUGAGAGAGCGGUGGAGCAGGACCGAGCCGAGCUCACAGUCAAGUACAGAGAGCAGAGAGCGCAGCUGCAAAGGAGGGUUGAUUCUCUUGGCUCGGCUCUGGAGCUCAUGGAUUCCAUUGAGCAUCACAUUGCAGAGAUUUCAGAGCGCCUCGAAAAGUUCAUCAAAGAACCUAAGGAUGUUAAAGGAUACAAGCUGGUCAAUGCAAAUAUCCUAAAAGAUGUUAAGGACUUGGAUGAGAGCAUCCAAGCACCGAUGGACUGCAUCUCUCGAUUUGAUUCGGAACCGAGCCACCUGGACCUACGUGAUCGAUCCCCUCUCACCCAGCUGGUGCUGAAGCACAGAUCCAGCUUGGAUCGUCUCCGGCAGCAAGUGCGCAAAAUCGAGGCGGCAGCUCGUGCCUUGGACCGCUUCCUCGCAUCACUGCGCACUCUGGAUCAGGAUGUCUUGUUUGUACAGAGCGCCUCCUCUAACGACGUGACGGCGCUGCAAGACAGCAGGACCAGGCUGGCUCUGAUCAGGAAGGGCGCGGCAAGCCUGAGUGAUAAAGCGCCGCAGUUGGACCAUCUCCUCGGUGGAGCCCAGAUGGAGGUGACCCAAGAGGGAAGCUCCGUGACUUGUCUGGACAUGGUGGGGGUCCUGGUUCAGAAGGUCCACGACAUCGAUGACAAGCUCAUCAUCCGGCAGGACGAGCUUCAGAAAGAGCAGCAGAGCAAGGGACUCGGGAUGAGAAAGAAGACUCUGCUAGCAGAGCUGAGGAAGGUGCAGGGAACGGCAGAAAAGCAGGGACUCAGGGAGCCCACAAUGCCGGCCGUGCAACACAGGAUGCGUGCCUUGUCCGAUCUGGAGACGCAGAUGAAUUCGCUGCGUCCCGAGUACGAGAGUAUCAAAGGGACUGCCUUGAAGCUAUCUACAGACACGGAGCAGCGUGAUGAGGUGGAGGCUGUUUGGGAGGAGACGAAGAGAGCUGUUGCUGAAAGGCAAGAGCAGUGCAGCACUCUGAUGGAGCUUCUGAAAAAGUUUCAGAGCUGUCGUGCUUUUUUGGGCAGCAUCCUCCAGGGGGCGGAGCAAACCAUCAGCGAGCAGUCAUCAUACAUGAGUAAAGACAACCUUCAACGCCUCAUAGCCAGGGUGUGUGUGAUAAAGGAGGACCUGAAUGGCCUCGGACCUAAGAUCGAGGAGUUCAGGGUUGUGUGCAGGCAGCUGCAGUACCAACUAAAGAAACUCCCAGACUGCUCAGAGACUCCAUUUGAAGCCGAGGCAGAUGCUCUGGUCGACUCCUGGCUGGAUAUCUCAGAGAAGUCGGACGGCUAUGUGGACAGCCUGCGCGUGGGUUUGGAGGUGUGGGAAAAGCAGCUGAUGCUUGGUGGAGAUUUGGAGUUUUGGGCUGAUGCUAAACUCACUCUUUUUGCCGAGUCUCAUCCGUUUAGCAGCGAGAAAGAGGUCUUCGAAGUGAAGGAUGAGAUCCAGGUGCGGGAACAGAGCAUGGAACAGUUUCGCAGGAAGUUGCUGGAGAUCCAGGAGCUGCUGCAGAGCAAAGAGGCUCCACUGGAGCUACAGGUCAUGGAGUCUGCUUUGAAAAAGAAAAUGGAGCAAGUAAAGGAGCUUUUUGACAGCUGCACCGAAGUCUUCCAGGAGCUUCUGAAAGUCCGAGCUCACCUCCUUCAGAGGAUUGACGCCUCUCAAACAGCCAUCCAAAGGAUAUACUCGUCAGUGAGAAUGCUCUGUGCGGACAACAAAGAUUCCUUGCAGCAACAUCUACAGGAUCUUUCUGAUGAGUUGCUGGAUCAGGAGGAAGAGGUUGACUCUCUGAUGAAGGAAGUCGAGCUCAUGUCCAGUGUGACUACACCCCAGGCGCUAGAGGAACUGUCCAAUAAAACGAAGCGCCUUAAAGACAAGAUCGCAGUGACUCGGGAGCUGAUCAGUCAGAAGAAAGAGCAGGGAGAGAAAAGCGCUCUCGUCCAGGCAAUCAAAGAUGAAUGCCAGAUGUUUGAGGACUGGCUACAGGACGCACAGCUCGCAGUUAACGAGUGCUUUGAGAACCCGGAGACGAAGGCAGAUGUUCAGGCGUCCAUGCAGAGACUCCAGGAUUUCCUGACUUCUGACGAAGGUGAGCAACGACUUGCUCAGGUUAACAAGGCUUUAGAGAAGAAAGGUCAGGAGGAAGUCCCUGCUAAAACCCAGGCUGAACUCUGUGCCUGGCAGCAGGAGCAGGAGGGAGACCUGACCACACUCCGGGCUCACUGCCAGGGACGCCACAAACAGCUGGAGGACAUCCUGAUCAACCUCAGCAGCUUGCUAGCAGAGCACAACUAUUUCCAAGACUGGUUGCGGCAAAGAGAGAAGCUCCCAGAGCAAAGGGAAAACCUAAGACAAGUCCAUGAGGAGUUUCUUAAGGAGAGCGGACGCAUCGAGGCAUUCAGCGACUUGCUAGCUUCUGUACGAUUAAAAGGAUUAAGAGGAGACCCCUUGAUAAGAGACAGCGAAUACCUGGUGGACCAGUACCACAGUCUUGGAAUUCGUUUGGAGAAUCAAUCUCACAUCUAUAAAUCCUUGGAGAAGGAAAUAGAAAUGUUCCACGUUAAGGAGGAAAACACCAGGACAUGGGUUAGAGACUUAAAGCAGAGUCUGGAAAUAUUGAACAAAGACAGUCCAGCAGAGGAGAAGCUCCUGAAGAUUCAGUCUGUGUUGGACCUACACGCUGAAGGUGACUCCAAGAUGACAGCUUUGAAGAUGGAUGGUAAGAGCCUGUGCGCUCAUGAAGAGUUGGAGGAAAGCGCGCGGCAGGAACUUAGCUGGGCUGUGAGAAAUACAGACGACGAAUGGAGAAGAGUUCUGGAGUCGGCGUGGCAGCUUAAAGCUCAGGCUGAGCACCAACAGGUUCUACUGAAAGAACUAGAAGCUCUCCAAGAUGAGGAGAAGAAUACACUUUCAUGGGUGAAUGAACAAACAAGAAAGCUAAACUUCCUGGAUGAAGACACUCCAAUACAGGAAAGACAAAUCAAGCUGCAGGAGAUUCUGAGCCUGAAAUAUGAGGGCGACUCAAAAUUGAUAAGUCUGAGAAAAAAGGGAGAGAGCAUAUGUGCUCAAAAGGAGAGCAUCAGAGAGAGGUUUGAACAAAGCCAGAGAGAGCUGGAGGACGAGUGGGCAAGGGUUCUGCAAACUGCAUGUGAGAUGAAGAACCAGAUUGAGCAUGAAGAUUCUCUCUCUAAGGACCUACAGAGCUUACAAAAUCAGAUGGAAAGCACACAAGCCUGGAUUAGAAACCUCAAAGUGACCCUGCAGUCUGUGGACAAAGCCUCUCCGGCUGAGGAGAUAAUUACCCAGGCUCAGACCCUUUUGGUCCACGGUCCAGAGGGUGACUCCAAACUUGCAGCUCUUAAGCAUGCAGGUGAGUACGUGUGUACAAGUGAAGGGCUUAAAGACGACACAGUGCGGUCCAUCCGGCAAUCUCAGGCAGCCUUAGAGCAAGAGUGGAGAGAAGUGCUUGAUUUUGCAGGAGUUCUGAGGAACAAAGCAGAAAUCCAGGUGGCUCUCGAUAAGGAGCUUCAGGAUUUCAAUUCCCAAGAAGAAAUCUUUCGAAUCUGGGUCACAGAGCUGCAGGAGAGGGUUGAGUCUCUGGACAAGGACACCAAUCUGAAUAAGAUACUAGACAUAUCACAGUCCGUCCUGAACAUGCAGCCAGAGGCAGAGUUGAAGAUGUCUGCUCUGAAGGGGAAAGGAGAGAACCUGUGCACAAAGUUGGAUGAAACUAAGAAGGAGUUAAUCCACCAGGCGCUUAAGGGUGUUCAGGAGAAACUGAGGAUGUUGAUGGAAAUCGCUCAAGAGCACAGGAACCAGGCUGAAGUCCAGGAUUGUCUCUUCAAGCAGCUUCAGUCUUUCCAGUCAGAGGAAGAGAAGAUCAAGUCCUGGGUCGAAGGGUUGAAGCAAGAAUUGGUGUCACUGGGCAAAAGCACUCAUGGAACACAAGAGGAAAUAGAGGAAAGGCUCAACAAGGCACAAGCUGUUCUGAGCCUUCGACCCGAAGGAAACUGCAAGAUGUCUUCCCUAAAAAGAAGAGCAGAGAGUCUGUGUGGUCGGGAAGAUCUCGAUCAACAAACGAGACGCACCAUUGUGCAGAACCUAAAGUGCGUAGAGGAUGAAUGGAAAGGAGUUCUUCAGAGCGCUCAUGAGCUACACAGCUUGUGGAGGAGUGUGGUGGAGCGCCUGGUCUCGUGUCAGUGCCAAAGACAGCAGACCCAGUCUCGCGUGGAGCAGCUGAAGCAGCAGACGGCAGCGCUGCCUCGUCACUUCCCCUGGCCCGGGUUCGGGGACCGCAGGCAUGCAGUGGAGCAGGCCAUGGCUCUUCUGGACAAGGCUAGGUCUCUAACCCCGACCCUGUCCGCUCUCAGAGCCCUGGGCCGAGAGAUGAGCCGGCUCACACGUGACCCUAGCUGGACCGAUCCGUCUUGGGCAGCCAUGGAGGUGUGCGUCCCCGGGUUAAUCAAAGAACUAAUGGAGUUGUGUGAGAGUCUUGAAGAAGGAAUUCGCACAGAAAGAAACUGCGUCCAGCUGCUGGAGCAGCACGUUGCUGCGCAGGACUGGCUGAGAGAGCAAGUCAGAGGUUUUGGGGACCUGCCCAGUGAUCGCCAUGGGUUACAGGAAUCUAUAAACACUUUAAAGGCUCUUCUUCAGACAGUGGAGAGAGAGCAGAGAGACAUGAGAGACCUAGACGCGGCUAAAGACGCCCUGAUCGGCUUGUGCACUCCAGGUGGCCGUGAUGCGCUGGAGUUAGAAACCGGCCAACUCCAUGAGCUUUGCGCCUCAUCUGAGAUGGAAAUAAAGAAGAGGCUUGGGGUGUGCGAGACUAAAUUGGCUGACAUCGAAUUGAAGAUAGCUGGAAGAGCAGAGAGUCUAAGAGCGCAGGCUGAGAGCAUUCUGAAUGAUCUCAGAGAACAGGAAUGCCUAGGUUUUGUAGAAGGAAAUAGGAAUAUUAACCAGCUACUGGAAAACUGGAAUAUUUUAAAGACCUGUGAGAAGAAGCUCGAGCCGAUCGAGGGCAGGGUUCGGGAUCUGGGCCAGGCGGUCCACAUGGUUCCCCCUGAUGAGGCUCUUCCGUUUAAUGUCAUUUCUCUUAUAGAAACAGUGACGCAGGAGUACUGCAGAUUGCAGUCCAAGCUAUCUGAAAGACAAAACGACUGCGCCGAUAGUGCUGUGCAUUGUAUGAGAGAGAUGCUGCAGGCCCUGCGUUUCUGGACCCAGUCAACACACACACAACCUGUUUCGGACUCGGCUUGCUCCGUUCAGGCCAUGAUAGACGAAGGUGCAGUACUUCAUAAGAACCUGCAGGAGGCAGUGUCUCAUAAGCAGCUUCUCAGUAACUGUCUGGGUCAAGAACUCACAGAGAAGCUGGAGAGGGAUGCAUCGAACACGUUAAAGGACGCAGAUACAUUGAUUAAUCAACUUCGCCAGACGCUGCAGGAUCUUAAGGAGGAAAGGAUGAAAAAUUCAUUGUCCCUGGAAACACAACCCGGUCAUUUGGUUUCAGAGGUUUCCUGUGAAUGGUCCAGAAUGCUGGAUGCUACAACAAAGGUUCAGCUUGAUUGGUCAGUGCCUCAAGAUAUUUCUUCUACUCCAGUUGCUAGUGCUACAAGUUCAGGCAUUGAGCCUUUAGAAAUUAUGCAUAGAGACGCUGCCAUGCCAGUUAUUGAAGGAACCACAGAAAAGAAAGAACAGCCAAUGGAAACAUUAGUGCAUGAUGUUUUUCUGCUGAAUAAUCAGUCAGAUGACGUGCUGACUACAGCACACGAACAAAAAUCAGGAGGUGAUGAGGCUUCCAGGACGACUAACAAAGAAUUAUUGCCAGAAUCUCCCACUACAGAACCACAGCUGGUGACUGCAGUAGAUGAGGACAGAGAUGAAUUUAAAACCGAUCAUCUGCCAACCACAUCAUCAACUAUAACCUCUAAACUAGAAGAACACAUUGAAGUCGCAGAAUCUAAAAGUCUGAAAACUAUUCGUGCUGAUUUUCAUGUUUUAGAAACAACAAAAUCUGAAGAGUUCAAGAAAAACCUGAGCACGGCUGUCUCUUCAAUUAUGGACAGAGAUCUCACUAACGAAAUUUCAGAAGAGAUAGAGUUUCCCACAGCAGACUGGUCACUGUCGGCGCUACAGUUUGACCAAAAUGAACUUACGCCUGAUGUUUUGUCUACCACAGCUUUGGCUGUGCAGCCUGAUAUAGUACCAGAAGUUGAUGAAUCUGCUAUUGGUCCAGCAAAAGAUGAAGAAAAAGUUGUGAUGGAGAUGAAGGGCAGGGAAAAGAUGCAAGUUACUUUGUUUCAAGAAGUCCAUGAGACAUAUGUUCAAGGAAAAUCCAUGGAAUCAGUUGACAAAAAUACAAUAUUUGCUCAGGUGCGAGAAACUGAUGCAGCUGAACAAGCACAUAGGACAGAGUCACGUACGUCUGAUACCUGUGUACUUACAAGCGACGAUGAGGACAUGCCAAAAAAGAAAGUAGCUGCACUCAUUCUCGAUACAGACAGGGUACAUAUUCAUACUGCUGAGGUCUCUGACUCAGCUAACGAUAGUGAAAGGAGAAUUGAUUCGAUUUCAGACACUGGCUCGUAUAUCCCUUUGUCUCAACAAGUGGAAAAGUUGGAUACAUUAGAUGAAACGAGAGACAAAUUUGACAGUCAUGCCUCACUAUAUCAACAAAAAGUGCAAAAUAAAUGUUAUCUUGUUGAUUCCACUGGAUUAAGUCAACCCCCUGAUGAAAACAUUGAUAGAACUCUAGUAUUUUCUGAGCUAAUAACAGAAACUCAGAUCUUAACCAGGAACAGUGAACCAAAUACCUCACAUGUUGAGAGAGAAGGAACCUGGACAGCAAACAAUGGUCCACAGGAGGUCCAGAGAGCGAUGGAAUCCUUUGAACAGUGGACUGCGAAUAAUGGCCCUCGAGAGAUCCAACGCAGGUACACCAUCCUUGAAAGACGAGAGGAACUGGAGAUGCAUCAAGAGCCAGCUGGUGAGACAAGCGUGCCCGCACCGGAUGCUGCCACAUGUGAACCUGACAAUGUAGUAACAGAGAUUUCUGAAAUUAAAGUUACAGAAGACAUUCAACAGGAAGUUGGUAAUGAGUCAGUUAAAACAGGAGAAAGUGGGAGCGUAGCACUGAUUGCUAAACAGUCUGAGAUAUUAGAGACCCUAGGGGCAUUACUAGUUCCACCAGUUAGAAGUAAACCAGAAAGGUUAUCAUUUACCACUGAAGACAAGCUAGUGAAAGAGGUGGAUCAGGUGACUAUGGAGGUUGAGAACACAAAAGCAGAGACAACAGUGAAAAGUGAGAUGAAACCAACCCCACCAAUCAGACGAUCUAAGGACUGUGAAAGAUUUUCAGUCAGUUCAGACAUCCAUUCUGAAGAAGCAAAUCUUCCUCUACCAACCAGUCAACAACCCAAACAUGAUGAAUUCCAGUUGCCACCUGCAGAGGUUCUUCCAACUCCACCAAGCAGAAGACAUAAGGACAAGUUAGGAAAUGAAAGACUUUCACUGUAUCACAGUGAUCAGCAAACCCCAGUGGAAAAAAGACCAGAAGAAAAGGCAGAGACUCGAGAAUUUGAACAGGAGAAGACUCCACCGGUAAGGAGAAAAGUAAUUCAGGCUGAAAAUAACAGCAUCUCAGUGGUUUCAAAAACCCCCGAAAUGGAGGACACACUGAUGAAACCCACGCCUCCAACAAGAAAGAGAGAUAGCAGAAACCUGACAGAUUCAUUAUCCGACAGCAGUGAUUUGGACAAAACAAGGACAAAAGAGAUGGCUGUUAAGGAGUCUACAGAAAAACCAACUUCACCAGUGAGGCGGAAAGCAAGCCCAGAUCAAAGUGCCUUCAUCACUCCACAGUUCUCCAAACCUCAUCUAAUGGAAGAUAUACUGGUAAAACCCACACCUCCAACAAGGAGGAAAGAUAGCAGAAGUGAAAGAGACACCCUACCUAAAGAACUGGAGAAGACAGUGAUGCAAGGAAUAGCUUUUGAGGAGAUUCUGGAAAAACCAACUCCACCAGUAAGAAGAAAAGGAAGUCAGAUCAGUCUCAUCCAGGAAAUAGAGGACACACUGGUGAAACCCACACCUCCAACAAGAAGGAGAGGAAGUAAAAAUUUUGGUGAUAGGGCUUAUGUGGAAAUGGUUAGAAGAAUUUCCAAUAGCACCGAUUUGGAGAAGGCGUUGACUCUCGAAGAGGCUCUUAUUAAACCGACUCCACCAGUGAGAAGAAAAGUGUCAGGACAAACUGAAGACGACACUCUUUCAUUGCUUUCCAAAAUACAAGAAGUUGGGGAGAAUGUAGUUAAGCCUACACCCCCAACAAGAAGAAGAGGUAGCAGAAAUGUGAGUGACACUGAUUUAGAUAAGAUCCUGACACGGGAGAAAGCUCUUGUCGACCUGCUUCUAAAACCAACCCCACCAGUAAGACGAAAAGCAGGCAAAGCCGAAAGUGAUGGUAUUUUGUUUGGUACUGACGUCCAAGAAAUAGAGGAGACGUUGGUGAAACCUACACCACCAAUAAGAAGGAGAAGUAGUGCUAACUUGACGGACAGAUUUUCUGGCAGCUGUGAUUUGGAGAAUUCUGCUUUGGUGAAACCAGAAACAGCUGUUGAAGAGUCUUUUGUAAAACCAACUCCACCAGUGAGACGAAAAGCACAUCGAGCUGAAAGUUAUAGUUCUGUUGUUGAUGAAAUCAAAGAAGUGGAGGAGGAGACUUUAGUGAAACCCACGCCUCCAACUAGAAGGAGGGAGAGCAGAAACGUGUCUGACAUGGGAGCUGUCAAAAUUCCCAGUAAUAUUGAUUUAAAGAACUCAGUGACACAGGAGAAACUUUUUGACGAGUCCCUUAUUAAACCGACUCCACCACAGAGACGAAAAACAAGCACAGCUGAAAGUGUCCAUUCCGUGGUUUCCACAACACAAGAAAUGGAGGAAACUUCGGUGAAACCUACACCGCCAUCAGGAAGAAGAGAUAGCGAAAAUGUAAGUGACGCGGUGGCUGACAAAAUUUCCAGCAGCAGCAGCAACGGCAUGGAAACAGUUCCAGAAGCCACUCCACCAGUGAAGCAAAAACCAAUCGAAAUUGAAAGUGAUGCUCCUUUGGUGGUUUUUAAACCCCAGGAAAUCGAUGAGACAUUGGUGAAACCCACACCUCCAGCUAGGAGAAGAGAUAGCGAAAAUGUCAGUGACACAGUUGCCUGCAAAACAUCUGAUAGCACUGAUUUGAAGAACUUUGUGACACCAGACCAUGCUGCUAAAGAGGCUUUUGUUAAUACAGCUCUAGCAGAGGAACCCUUAGUGAAACCCACACCUCCAACAUGUAGCAAAAAUGUGGAUGAAAUAGUGCUUAAACAAAUAGAGGGUGAAAUAUCAUGCAGCACCGAUUCAGACAAGACUGCAAAAACACAAGAGGGUGCUCAUGAGGAUGUUCUGGUAAAACCGACUCUUCUAAGUCCUCCAGUGGAACAAGAAGCAAGCCACGCUGAAAGUGAUCUUUCCAUCAUUGAUAAAACUCAAGAAAUAGAUGAGAUGAUGGCAAGACCCACAAUUCCAACAAAAAAAAGAGAUAGCAGAGAUGUGGCAGAAGACGUACCUAAACUAAAAGAGAGCAAAAUUUCUUCCAGCACGGAUUUAGACAAGACUGACAUGAAACAAGAGAGUGCUAAUGAGGGACAUCUUGUAAAACCAUCACCUUCAGUGGGUCAAGAAGCAAAAAGCCAAGCUAAAUGUGACAUUUCCAUCAUUGAUAAAACUCAAGAAACACAGGAGAUGAUUGUAAAACUCACAACUCCAACAAAAAGAAGAGAUAGCAGAAAUGUGGUUGAAGAUGUACCUAAACAAAUGGAGAGCGAAGUUUCAAGCAGCACUGAUUUAAACAAGACAGGGACAACAGAGGGUGCUGAUGAAGAGAGUCUUUUAAAACCAACUCUAAGUACGGGACAAGAAGCUGGCCAAGCACUUUCCACCACGGAUAAAACUCAGGAAACAGAAGAGACAAUGGUAAAACCCACAACUCCAACAAACAGGAGAGAUAGCAGAAAUGUGGCAGAUGAUGUACAUAAACAAAUGGAGAGCGAAAUUUCUAGCAGCACUGAUUUGGACAGGACUGUUGCACAAGAGAGUGCUGAUAAGGAGCGUCUUAUAAAACCGACUCCUCUAGUGAAACAAGUAGCAAGCCAAGCUGAAAGUGACAUUUCCAUCAUUGCUAAAAUUCAAGAGAUAGAGGAGAUAAUGAUAAGACCCACAUCUCCAUCAAAAAGUAGACAUAGCAGAAAUGUGGAUAAAGCUUUACCUGAACAAAUGGAGAGCGAAAUCUCAAGCAGCACUGAUUUGGACAAGAUGGACAAGACACAAGAGGGUGCUGAUGAGGAGGGUCUUAUAAAACUGAGUCCAGUAGAACAGGAAGCAAGCCAAGCACAAGGUGACAUUUCUUUAGUCGUUUGCAAAACCCAGGACCCAGAGAAAACACUGGAGAAACCCACCCCUCCAUCAAGUGCAGGUGGAAAAAUGAAGAGCGAUACAGUUUCUGAAGUUUCCCAAUCUGAUGUACAGGAGGCUGUGACUAAAGUAGAGCAUAAAUCUAUCCAAUUAUCUUCAGUUCAUACAGAACCUGUAGCUGAAACAAAAACAACCAAACCAACAGGCCUUGAUAAGGAUUCAACUACAACUGAUCUCAAUAGGAUUCUGGUUGCCGUAGAAGAGCCACCAAUCCAACCAAUCCCACCAACCGGCAACAUAGAAAGCACUAAGAGUGAUGAGAUCCUAGCAAUCACUAAACAAGAAGAAGAUAAGCUUGAGAAAGAGCUCAGCUCUGGUUUGGGAACAGAUUCUACAGAGGGCCUGACCGAGAUUGAAAGCAUCAGUUUGGUUGAGGCACAAAUGCAAGAUGGAGACAAAUCAGAAAUUCCUAAUCAGGGAUUGUUAGUUGCCAGAAGUAUUGACGUGUCAGAGGCAUUAAAAGAAGUUGAAGAAGAGGAAGAGGAACCACUUGGUGCUACCAUGAAUAAUAUUUUCGCUGAGAUUGAAAAGAUGUCUAAGACAAGACCAAAUAGCCUACUAAUUGAGAGCAGGCCUUAUGAAUAUCCUCUGGACGUUCUCAACACCUCUGAUGCUGAUCUUGAGGCCCAGCUGAACAGGUUGGUGUUCUGCAUCAUGAUGUGCCGUAACUGCCCUGCGGUACUCAACCCUACUGACAUGGCCAAACAAGUAGAAGAGGCCGAGUCUUGCAGGCAGAGUGCUCAGAAGCAAGUUUCCCUAAUCUCAAAGCAAGAUCACGUUAACGGUGACGCUAGCGUGCUUGUCGUUGGCUCAGCCAGCGACCCUGAGGCUAUGCAGCGACUGAGCUGCCAGUGGACAGAGGCAUUGUGGGAUGCAUCUGGCACUGUAAACACCAAGGAGGCGCAAUUGCAGCUAGUGAUUGACUAUGACAGACAAAUGCAAAAAGCCAGAGCUACUCUAGAGAAUCUGGCAGGUGAACUAAAGUCCUUGAAAAUGUGUCCAGUUGAAAGCAGCUUUGUUGAGGAGCAGAGACUGCGCUCCUUUCUAAGGACUAUGGAACAGGAGAGGACGGUUCUUGGAGAACUGAUCCAGACACAUUCUCAGCUCUCACCCCACCUCAGCCAACCUGAGAGAGCAGCAGCACAGUCGCAGCAGGGCUCCUUGCAGUUCGAAUGGCAGGCGCUAGAGAGAUCCGCUGAGAAAACCUUGCAUGAUAUCUGCGCUUACACCAAAGAGAGUUUUGACCUUCUAGAGGAUAUCAAUAUCUUAAAAGAUCAUAUUGAGAAGUUUCAUAAGAUCUUGGAUUUACCUUGGAGUUCUGCUGAUCGCAGCAGCAAGAGAGCGCAAGCGAUGAUCGAACUCCGAGCUGAGCUUACGGCCGCCAGACAGAGAUAUUCCGAUCUCCAUCAACGCUUUGAAGCUCUCUCCCAAAGAUGUUAUUUCGACACCGAGCUGUGUAACAUAAAGCAGGGCUUAUGGUGUGUCAAAGAUCACAUGGAUCUGAUUAGCGAGGAGUUGGCUACGUCGAUUCCGAUCAGCAGCAGCACGUCCAUGGUCAAAAUCGUCAAAGUGGUAACAGAAGCUCUAGUUUGGGCCAAGAAGACGGAGUAUGAAAUUGAGACUAGGCAAAGAAAGGUUUCUCUGCUCCCAGAAGAAGUUCAUCGGCAAAUCAAGGACUUGAAGAAGCUGCACUCUGAGAUGACCUCCAAGCAGACCCAGUUAACCACUCUGACCGAAGAGGUGACCCAGUUAAUCCCAGAUCUUGACGAACCCGAUGUUCCUGUGGUGAAUUCCUUUUUGGAGCUGUUGGCAAGUUUGUCCAAAUCGACGGCAGAAAAACUAGCCGCGGCUAUGGAAGAAAUACAGCUCUGUCUCCAAACACGGGAAAAGAUUUCAGAGCAGAUAGCAGAUGUGGAUUCCUGGAUUCUCUGCCACCUCCAUAAGGAAUCUCUGAGUCGAGAGGACUUUCAAAGUUUGAGCGCCGCAGAUCUGGAUCAAAGGUUACGCCAGAGUCGGGAGACACUCCGUGAGGCGGAAAAACACUCCGGGAUUGCGGAGGCAUUGCUGAUGAACAGUAAAGACAUUACCUCUGAGCUUAGCAUUUCUGAGAACGCAUGGCUGUAUGACAAACUCAGCAAGCUUCAGGAUGACAUAAAGGGCAUCAUGAAUUACGAGAAGUCCUCCAUCCUCGAGAUUACAGAUAUAUUACAGAGCCAAAAGUUGUCAGAACAGAAAAUGGCGUCUUUAGAUCAGAAACUGAGAAAAAUAACGAUAGAUAUGAAAGGACACACAUUUCCCAUCACUAAGGACUCUCUGUCUGCCAUCGAGCCUUUCAAACGCAUGCUUGUAGAGCACAAGUUUGAGGUCGAACAAAUAAACACUUCUGCAGAAGGCAGGAGUAGAGAGUUGCUGUGUGUGAUCUCUGACCUCCAUCACAAAAUGAAGGCUUUUUGUUUUAAAUCUCAGAUCCACGAAAGGUUCCUCGGCCUCAAGCAGCGCGUUGAGGAUCUCCGGGAAAACGUAGAGCUGUACGUCCCAAAGACGAAAGAUGAAAGCGUUGGCAAAGAGGAACGCUAUAAGAUCUGCCAGUCUCUCCUUACCCAGAUUCCGCUAAUCAAACUCAUGUACGAUGAGGCAUCGGAUGAGCUUAAAAACAUCUCUGCAGACCUUUAUCCAUCUCAGUUAACUUCUGAACAAGACAGGCUCAGACAAAACCUUGACAGUCUAAUCACUUUGGAGAUGGCUAUCCAGAAUAACCUUCAGAUUGUGGAACAGGACGUUCUGAAAGAAAUAAACUAUCUGUCAGAGCAAAGGGUGGUACGUGGUUUUCUCAAAGAGGUUACUCAGGUGCUGGAUAAGCCUUAUGAGGUGGAGUGCGACCAGGGAGCUGUCGAGGACGAGCUCAGAAAGUUUCUCAAACUUAAGAGAAACGUUGAAGCUAGAAUGCGAGUUCUGAAGGUUUUGGAAAUCAAAAACAGACACGAGCGAGGGACUCGAUAUGUUAGAGAAAUUGCAGAUUUGUCCGAAAGAGUCUUAAACAACUGCGACCAAAGACUGGUGAACCUGUCCAAAGCAAAAGAGUCAUUGAAAAACUAUUCUAGAGGAGUCCGAAGUGUCAAUCAGUUCCUCCAGAGGACUGAAUCCGUCCUCCUCCCGUCUCUGUGCUCACCGAGGAGCUGUUCAGAAAGGCUAAAGGAUGUCCAACAGGCCCUGUCAACUUCAGACAAAGACUUCGAAGCCCAUCUGUCCCAGAUUCAGACUCUUGCUCCCUUCAGUCCCUUAUUUUCAGGACAGAAGGUUGAACAGUUGCAACUUCAGGUUCUAGGCUGCCUUUUGGUUCGAAUGUCUGCUCUUAAAGCCCAGGCUCAGCUGAGACUAGAAGCUUUAGAGAGGUGCGUGAACCACCAAAGAAGCACACGUGCGUGCUACGAAGAGCUGUGCAGACGUGUCCGUGACUCUGAAACGACCCUAGCGGAGUGCGCCUCUAAAAAAAUCACGUCUCAGAUGGAAAGCCGUGACCUACAAGAGAAACUUAAAACUCUGGUCACAGAGGUCAACACCCUGCCGGGCAAACUGGAUGAGCUGAAAGAAUGGUGUCCAGUGCAGGGUUGCCGUAGCAACAGGGACGAUGCUGUGAACUCCCUGUGGGGUCAGGUGGCCAGACUGCGACAAUGCGCCAGCGAUCUACUCACACACUCUGACUGGAUGGGAGAGGAAUGGAUACGCAUCGGAAAGAGUAUGGAGAAAGCCUCAUCAGUCCUGGAGCAGAUGGAGGCCGAGCUGCCAGAGAGCAUCAGAGAGAAGGCAGCGUCUGAGGAGCUUCAGGAGCUGCUGCAGUUCUGGUCGCCAUACCAGGACAGACUGGACUGCGAGCACCGAGCUCUGUCUGCACUGGAACUGCGAGUCGCUAGGCUACUGAGAGUCCCCUCUCACUUAGAACAAGCCCCGCCUAUUCCACUGUGUCAGGAGCUCCAGACCAUGCAAGAGCGUUAUCGCAGUCUAAAGUCCCGGAGCGCUCAGGGUCGUAAGGCGGUGCAGGCCGAGAUGGAGGAGAGGGUGAAGGUGUGUAAGGAGCUGCAGGGGAUUCGGGAUUGGCUCGUAGCUGCAGGGACUGUGCUGUCACAGCUGGAGAAUUCCCCCAACACAGAACGGCUGCAGGAGCUUCACUCAGAGCUGUGUACCCAGAAGGCCGUGCUGCAGCGCAUCAUGGAGGGCCUGAGGAUAAAAUAUACAGACAUGUACAGUCUGGUGCCCGUGGAGAUCGACGGCCCACUACAGGAAGUCUCUCACUCACUACAGGAAGUUGGAAAACAGGUGGAGGUCGCCGUGCAGAAGAGCGGCCCGUUACACAGGCUGGAUGCUAAACUCUCAGAGAUCAACACCGGCCUGGAUGCCGUACAGAGCAGACUGAAGACAAAGUCUCCAAACGUCGUCGAAGCCGAGAGCACACAGAAGCAUGUGUGGGACGAGUUGGACGGCUUACACUCGCGUCUCGCAGCCGUUGAGGUGGAGCUUCAGGACCUGAGUGAGGAGAACCCGGAGGAGGUGCAGGCCCUCACGGAGAAACUGUCCCAGAGCCAGCGACUACACACACACCUGUCCAAACAAGCCGAGGACAGAACGGCCUUUCUCAACAAGAUCCGUGGUUGGCUGCAGGACCAUGAGGAGAUGGUGAAAGGCUCUCAGAGCUGGAUUACUGAAUCUCAGUCGUGGCUGACGGCACCGUACACCUACACUACAGCCAAAUGUCUGGACAGCCACAUGAACUCUCUGCAGAUAGUUCUAGACGACUCGGAGCAGAUCCGGCGGACUUUGCGGGGAUUCGAGGGCGUGCUGAAGGAGAUGGCGAGUGUGUGUGAUGUGAGCAAGCUUCAGCAGGAGCUGUAUGAAGCAGAGCGCCGCGUAGCGGACAUGCAGAAAAGUCUCCUGGAGAUUCUAACAGCAUUAGAGAACGCUUCAGCAGAGGUGGACGCCAUGGAGGCUGAGCUGAAGAUCAUGGAGAAGGACGUGACUGAGCUCAGAUCAGCGCUCACCUCAAAGCAAGGCAUCAGCCAGGACAAAUUCAGGGUUGCUGUAAACAGGAUUGAGCUGAUGAAGAGGACAGUAGACGAACUGAAGAGCUGUAAAACCGGACUGAGUUUACCAGAAGGAGCAGAAAACACACUGGCUGUGUUCAGCAAUGCUGACUCGCUAAUGAUUAAACUGUUGGAGCUAGAGCAGCUGUCACUGGAGCACACUGUCGUGGUGUCAGAGCCGUGUGAAGCGUCCUCCACACUCCGUGUCCCUCCCACCAUCACGGAGGAAGAACCUCAGGACAUUGUUUUGGAGCAGGGCCAGGUGCAGAUCGUACGGAUGACGGAGGACGUGUUGACGCGAUCUGGAGCCGUGCUGAUGACUGUAAAGGAAGCGACGCCCGAGCAGAGACUCGAAUCAUCAGCUCACACACAGCAGCUAGUGCAUGAGGAGGAGGAGGAGGAAAUAUUCGUGGACGUGAGAGAAGACACUGAUGAUGAUUGGUUUGAAGAUGCAAGAGAAGAACAUGAGGGGAUGAGAGGGUCUCCAGGCGCUGCAGGCUUUGAGAAUGUGAUGAGUUUUAACUCAGAGGAGGCAGAGAGCGGAGGAACGGCGGCGGCUGCUGCUGCUGAGUCGCCCGAGAGGGACAGGAAGGAAACGGACCCAGAGGUAGAUGAAGGCAGGAGUGACCCCUCGGGGCCGCACGAUCCUCAAGCCGCGUCUAAACCAGCGGCCGACGCGAGAACACAACCUCCCCCCACAGAGCCGGAGCGCGGUGCGUGGAAGGGGAAGCAAAUCGAGUCAGAGAGGCUGAAGACACACAACAGCAGCACACUGUCCAUGUUUAGAGAGGUCACACACACUCGGGUAGAGACCGUGGACUCUCAGGGAGGCGUAACACUUCGCCGGGUCACUGACAGUUCAGCCCAGGAGGGGGCGUUAAUCCAAGACGAGAUAACGCCUCCGGUUGUAAACAGAGUUAUAAAGUCAGAUCAGGCGCCACACACACCGGUCCUUACCGUCCCGACAUUUACACUCCGUCGUGAGAGGACAGCGGACAGCCUGGCUGCAGGUGAACCCUUGCACUUGGGUGAAACUCCGCCCCCGGACGUAUCUCUCCGUUCCUGGAAUGAACGAGCCUCACAGAUGGAGCUCUGGCUGGAAAAGGCCCGGCUGAGUCUGUGCCGAGACGAGCAGCGGAGCGUACAGGAGCAGCUGCACACCUGCCAGGAGAUGUUUAUGGAGAUCGAGCAGAAGGUGGCCGGACUGUCUGCACCGGGUCAUGAUGAAGAGGAGCAGAACGCGCUCAGUGCCAAACUGCAGCUCCUGAAGGACAAACUGGUGACGUUUCAGCUCCUGCUGCAGGAGAAACACAGCGAGGAGAAGGUGUGUGCAGAGAGAGAGCGCCCCCUGCAGACUCGGCUACAGCGCAGCACCAGCGUGCAAGAGAUGCUGAGCACGAGCAGGGCCAAACUUUUUAGACAGAGCAGCCUGCAGCAGCAGAAGGAGUUAGAGCAGGGUCUAAUUGAGCAGAAAGAUCUGACGAAGGCCAUUGCAGCAAGGGGAAGCAGAAUUAGACUGCAAAGUCAAACUGUAGAGGAACACACAAGGCUCGGUGUAUCUGCAGCAGCGGGGCCAGGGGAGGAGCAGAGACAGGAAGAGGCGGGGUCAGUGCACAGGAAGUGGACACACCUCCACACAAGACUUAACCAGAGAGCAGAAGAGCAGCAAGAAGACGAGAUAUCUCCUCCACCUGUGUGUGUAUGGAUCAGUGCUGAUGGAGCUGCAUGUCUUCAGGAGCUCCAGUCCCACAUCACAUACCUGCGAGAGCUGAGACACACAGCAACAUCAGCAUCUGACAUGCAGGUGGUUGAUGAGGGUUUGUUCGAGGUGCUGAGUGGAGUCACACUCACUCUCUCCUCUCUCUCUCACACACUCGUCUCUCGGCGAGGAGCCGAACACGCCGACACACACGCACAGCUUCUGCAGCUACAGAGUCUCUCUGCAGAGCUCGUCUCUCUGAGUGCCGAGUUGACCUCUCAGGGGUCAGAGGUCAUGAGCUUGUUAGGCUCCGUGACCUCUGCACCUGGCGUGUGCGUGGAUCUGCUGCAGGAGCGUGUGUGUGAGCUCCAGAGCGCUCUCUCUGAGAAAGAAAUGCGGCUGCAGAAACAACUGGAUCAGACUGUCGAGAAACAGAACAGGAUUAAACACAUGCAUGCUGCCCUGCUCGCUAACACCUCGACCCUGAAAACCCUGACUAAUGGCGACUCGCGCUCUGACCCAGACGCACAGACUCAGGCCGUCGCCGUGUUACAGCAGGAGCUUAAGGAGCGAGAGAGAGAGCUGUCCGAGCUGAGAGACGAGACAGAGGGACAGGGACGAGUGACAGGGGUCACUGUGGACAUCACUAAGUUAGAGAGUGUGUUCGACAGUGUGUACGGCGGUGUGUGUCAGCGUGCUGCUGAUGUGCAGUGCAGUGUGGAGCAGCAGCAGCAGUGUGAGUGUGUACUGAAGGGCCUGCAGGACCUGCUGGAGUUCGGCAAACAGAGACUCUCACACACCACCACACACCCGGAGCCACAGACCACACGCGAGCUACACACACUCCUCAGCACACACACGAAAUUCUUCCUGUCUCUAAACUCCCGCCUGCGAGCUCUGCAGCACCUGACUGCCCGGCUGCCCGAUGGCGCCCUCUGUAGGUGGAACAUUGCAGUGGCAGAGCUGGAGGAUCAGGUGGAUGAGCUUCAGCGUCAGGCUCGGGAGAACGGCGCCGCCCUGCAGGUGACACUACAGGUGUGGACUCGGUGGGAGGAGAAAAAAUCCUGGUUGGAGAAACUACUUCAAGAGCUGGAGCAUCAGCUUCCCAGCAUGCAGUGGGCGGAGCCAACAGAGGAGGCGCUACAGAGCAGUCUCUCGAGCUAUAAAACGCUGCAGGAGACCCUGGAGGUGAAUAGUGCACAGAUCGGUCUGGUUUUUGAUCAGGCCAGCAGACUGGGGAAAGUGGGAGUGUCUGGUCGCAUGAUGGACGGUCUUGUGUGCAGAGUGGGCGUGGCUACUCUGGGGCUAAAACAGCGUUUAGUCGCCCUGCGACGGAAAAUAGAAACCGGACGAGAGUCUGCACAGCACCUGAUAAAACUCUGGAGGAGGUAUCAGCGUGACUCCACAGCGAUGACGGAGUGGAUGAACCAAGCCAGAGAGCGCCUGAACAGCUGGAAUGGUCACAUGACCUCUUCAGGACGAGCCCUCCCCAACUUCAAUGAGUUUAUAGAGCUGUGUAAAGAGCUGGAGGUGAAAUCGUCGCUCAAGGCUGCGGUGAUCAGCGCCGGCACUGACAUCCUGCAGAUCAGCGAGAGAGAAGACGCGAACACACACUCGUUAUCAGCUGAUCAUAACUCACAGUCCGGAGAGAGCGCCACCUCUGGAGACGGUCACCGCGCUGGGGAUGAAAAAGAAGAUUCCUCAAAAGACAAAGCUCUUACUCCUGACAGCGUGUGUAACGAAGGGGACGCUGGAAGUGGAAGUGUCUCGAUGAAGAUGUCAGAAGAUGCCAGGACCAGCAGCGGCAGCACAGAUGCAGUCCAGGUUAUGACGCUGUCUCCUGUUCUGCUGUCUCUGAAAGACCACCUGACUGAGGUGGAGCACUGCUGGGCGGAGCUAAACAAUGAGGUCGCUGCAGUGCAACAGGAGCUACAUCAGCGUGUGGUGAAGAGUGUGGCCCCUCAGUCCCUGCUCUUGGGUGUGUGUGAAUGGAUCAGUGGAGCUGAAGGACACUUGCAGGAUGCAGAGAAACACACACAGUCUUUAAACACAACAUCAAACCUCACACGCCAACUCAGCACAUACAAGGAGCUGAGACGAGCCCAGGUGUGUGUGCAGAUGUCAGUGAACUUCCUGAACCAGACGCUGGUGAAACACACCGAGCCGAACCUCAGAAACAAACACACAGCUUUCGCUGAGCAACUCGGUGAGAUGAACCUGCGCUGGACUACACUGCAAACACACCUUUACACACAGACGCAGUGUCUCGAGCAGCAGCUGAGCGUCUGCGCGGACCGGCGCGGCAAACUGCGCCUCCUGAGCGCCUGGGUCAAAGGUCGCGAGGCAUGGAUGCGACUGGCCGAGCGGCCCGUCAGUCACGAUGCGGCGGAAAAGCAUCUGAAACAGUGUGAGGAGUUGGAGGAGGAGCUCAAGGCCAAGUCUGCCAAGCUGAAUGAGAUGAGGAAGAGGAUGCUGAGCAACGAUGAUGAAGAACACACAGACGCAGGCUUCAUCAGUCACAUUAACUCCGUCUCACAGACACUAACUGCUUUAACCGAAAAGACCGGCGUUCUGAACCAAGCGCUGCAGCGUACAUGUGAGGCGUGGUCUGCGUUCGAAAGUGGGUGGAGCCAAGUGACACAGCGCACUCGGAGAAUUUGUCAGUCCCUUGAACAUUGCCACGCCCCUCACACCUCCUUCACAGCGCUCCAGAAGAGCCUCGAUGAGCUUCAGUCUUUGCAAUCCGAAGCUGAGGAAGCCGAUAAAACCUGGGAGGGAUUUGACCUCACGUCCUCCAGUCUGAUCAGUUCGAUCCACGCAGACGCCUCACAGUUAAUUUCUGAAGAGCUGGAGCAGGAAAGAUUACGGUGGUCUAAGGCGAAACAAGAUCUCACACACACCUCAGCGAGGUUACACUCUCUGCUCCAGGUGUGGAAAGCCUUCUCAGAUCUGUCGUCUUCCUGCUCAGAGAGGAUACAUCAGGCGCAGGAGCGACUCCGUGACGUCUCGAAGACGGCGUCUGAGCACAAGAACGAGACGGAAAGACUCGCAGCCUGUAUACAGCGUUUACACGGGUUGCUGCAGGACACACACUCUCUCCAGAGCGACUUGGACCGAACGCUCGAGGCUUCAAAAGAGCUGAUCGGACAGACGGAGCCGCCGGCCGCCGCCUUCAUCCAGUCAGAGUGUCGGAUUCUGACGCGCCGAGUCCAUCAGCACGAGCAGGCCGUGGGGAGGACGCUGGGAGAGAUGCAGGAGAACAUGAAGCAGCUUGAGGAGUUCGAGCAGCUGCUAGAGUCACUAGAGACGUAUUUAAUGGAGUGGACGAGCUGCCAAGAAGACACACACACUCAAGACACAGGGAUAUCAAAGUGCGGUCUGUUGGAGUUGAGCCGUCGCUCGGCUGACGUGGCGAUGCUGAAUGAGCUGAGUUACAGACUGACCUUGAGUGACCCCGUGACCCGCAGACUGCAGAGUCUGAACAGGAAGUGGACUCAGGCGUCCACACACGCUCAGGAGAGGUGCAGCGAGCUGCAGGCCGUGUCUCUCCAGCAGCAGGCGUUUGAGGACAGAUGUGGGACGUGGAUGUCGUUCCUGCAGAGGAUGGAGGACAGUCUAGCAGGAGAGAUCGCAUCCACUUACCCUGCGCUCAGAGAGCAGCUACGCACACACCAGGGGUUUCAGGCUCAGCUUUCACUCGGCCAUCAGAUUCUACACUCGGUGAUCACUGAGGCUCUGCACCUGCUACAGAGGGGGGAGGUGGAGGACAGGAGUGAUUUCCUGUUGAAGCUGGCUCAGCUCAGAGAGCACUGGCAGGGCGCUGUACAGAGAGCGGCUCAGCGGCGCACCCUGGUGGACGGGCUGAUACGCCACUGGCACCUCUACACACACACACUGCGCAGACUCAACACACUGCUCACUCUAGCGCACACACUCCUGUCUCCGGCCGGAGUCACACACUGCAGCGUGGUACAGCUCCGCCACUCGCUCACACAGCUCAAGCACAUGGAGCUUCUCUUCCAGAGGUCUCUCUCCUCCUACCUGCUCCUGUUGGACGUGGGACGUCAGCUGUUCUCCGUUAGUGAUGAGGAAACACAGACGAGGUUGCAGACGGACCUCGCCGCCCUGCAGGACGACUGGGAGCGCUCGCAGUGCACGCUGGCGAAGAGGAGGAGUCUCACGGAUGAUGUCAUCAAGACCUGGGAGAGUUGUACGAGCCGGCUAGCCGACCUGGCUCAGCGUCUGGAGAAGCUCAAGAUCAGACUGAAAGAGGAGGCGGCCGCGGAGAUAAAGGAGGAGUUGAUUAAGGAGCUGCAGGACUCUCUGGACGACUGGGCUGUGAGUCUGUGUGAAGCGAGCAGCAUGAAGACGGACGUGUCUCAGUACAUCAUCACGGAGGACGUCCUGAUGCUGCAGGAGCAAGAGGAGCAUCUGCACAGCCAGUGGGAGGAACUGUGCUUUAAGGUGUCCUUGCGUAAACAGGAGAUUGCUGACCGGCUGAAUGCGUGGAUCAUCUUUAACGAGAAGAACCGGGAGCUGUGUGAGUGGCUGACGCAGAUGGAGAAGGAGAUGUCGCACAGCGGCGAGCUCAGUGUCGAGGAGAUGGUGGAGAAGCUGAAGAAGGACUGCAUGGAGGAGAUCAACCUGUUCAGUGAGAACAAGACUCACCUGAAGCAGCUGGGAGAGCAGCUCAUCACCGCCAGCAACAAGACCAAGGAGAGCGAGAUCAACGACAAGAUCAAGGGCAUCAACGAGCGCUGGCAGCACCUGUUCAACCACAUCGAGGCCAGGGUGAGGAAGCUGAAGGAGACCCUGGUGAUGGUGCAGCAGCUCGAUAAGAACAUGAGCAACCUUCGCACGUGGCUCUCGCGAAUCGAGGGCGAGCUGACCAAACCCAUCGUGUUCGGCGCGUGUCACAACGAUGAAAUCCAGUGCAAACUCGCCGAGCAGCAGGAGCUUCAGAAGGACAUCGAGCAGCACACGGAGGGCGUGGCGACGGUGCUCACGCUAUGUGACAUGUUACUGCACGACGCCGACGCCUGCAGCAGCGACAUCGAAAACGACUCCAUCCAGCAGACCACACACAGCCUGGACCGCCGCUGGAGGAACAUCUGUGCCUUGUCCAUGGAGAGGAGGAUGAGGAUUGAGGAGACAUGGCGUCUCUGGUGUAAGUUCCUGGACGAUUACUCGCGGUUCGACGACUGGCUGAGCAUGGCAGAGCACAUGGCGGCGAACCCGGCCAGCGCAGACGUCCUCUACACGUGUGCCAAGGAGGAACUCAAAAAGUUCGAGGUGUUCCAGCGGCAGGUCCACGAGCGCCUGACGCAGCUGGAGCUGGUGAAUAAACAGUACCGCCGCCUGGCCCGCGAGAACCGCACCGACACAGCGUGCAAACUCAAGACGAUGGUGAACGAAGGGAACCGGCGCUGGGACGAGCUGCACAGGAGGGUCGUCAUCGUCAUCCGCAGGCUCAAGCACUUUACGUCUCAGAGGGAGGAGUUUGAGGGGACGAGGGACGCCGUGUUGGUGUGGCUCACCGAGAUGGACCUGCAGCUCACUAAUGUCGAGCAUUUCUCCGAAAGCGACGUCUACGACAAGAUGAGACAACUGAAGGUGUUCCAGCAGGAGAUCAUGCUUAACACCAACAAGAUCGAUUCCCUGAUCGUGUUCGGGGAGAAGCUGAUCCAGAAGAGCUCCCCGCUGGACGCCGUGCUGAUCGAGGACGAGCUGGAGGAGCUGCACUCUUACUGCCAGGAGGUGUUCAGCCGAGUCGCGCGCUUCCACCAUCGCCUCGUCAACUCGAGACCGGUCGUGGACGACGAGUGUGAUUUCUCAGACAGAGACCCGGAACUGGACGACUCAUUAGAGCUGGCCGCCGUCUGGGAGAGAGAUGGGGACGUGGAGGACGCGGCGUGUCUCCUCCUCGAGCCGUCGGGCCGAGAGACGCCGGUCAGCGUGGAUUCCAUCCCGCUCGAGUGGGACCACACAGUGGAUGUGGGCGGGUCUUCGUCGCCCGAGGACGAAGACGAGGUCACAUACUACAGCGCGCUCUCGGACGUUCAGGUCACUGAGAGCUCCGAGUCCUUUAUUAAAGCUACAGCUCAAGCUCUAAAUGCUGCAUCUGUGACGGAGCCAAGCUGGCAAGACAGAAAACACAUCGUCCACAGUGUGACCACGACUCCUACAAGGAUCAGCGCUUCUUACCAUCCUGAGGGAUAUGCGAAGCUGAUGUCGGAAUGCACCGAGAGCAUCGACGACGUGAAGCGAGUCAAACACAUCCUGACCGACGAUGAGCUGCUCGAUGGCCAGGGUCUAACCUUACCGCCGUCUGCAGACAAACAGACAGGUGUGAUCGAGAGGUGGGAGCUCCUCCAGGCUCGAACGCAGGCUAGCAGUGAGGAUCAGCCCAAGUUAACCUCUGACCUUAGGAAGGUCACGACCUGGCUGGAUGGCGUGCUUCCUGAACUGGAGAGGCUGCAGAGAACGAGGGAGCGCCCGAGCCUUCGAGACAUGGAGCUCAGCAUCCGCAAGCUUAAGGAGAUCCACAGGACGUUUGGAAGCUACAAAGCUCAGAUGAUUGGCGUGAACCUGAGUGGGCGGUGUCUCCUGCGAGGUGAAGGUGAAGAGGUGCAGGAACUGAAGGCGGAGCUUCAGGCAGCCAAUCAGAAGUGGAAAGAGGCCUGCGCUUCUCUUGACAUGUGGGAGAACCAGCUGCACCUUGAGCUCCUGCAGUGUCAGGAGUUCCACGAGACGCUGCACUCCUUACUGCUGUGGUUGGCUCGAGCUGAAAGUCAGCGCUACAUGGUAAACAUUCAUGACCUCAAUGUGGACGUCGGUGUCCUGCAGGAGCACAGAGAUACACUCGAGGCGGUGCAGCGUGAGCUCCUGGGUCGGGAGGAGGAGGUGCAGGCACUGCAGCAGAUCUCCUCCCACAUCCUACAUGUGGAGCAGGGUCAGGAGAGCAUGGAGGCCAAGGAGAAGGUGCACGUCGUCAACAACAAGCUCCGCCUCCUUCUCAGACAGAUCAGCCAUGACCUCAGCACGCUGAAGACCAGACUGAAGAGUGAAGGCUCGUCAGUGGAUGGCGAUCGCGAGAGAGACGUAGCGCUAACAGACGAGUCCAGAGCUGUCGAGAGUGGACCUUCAACAAGUGAAAAGGGUGUUUCCAGAGGCAGGCCGUUUCUUUACCGGGUUCUGCGAGCUGCGUUCCCCUUACACCUGCUCUUCCUGCUGCUGCUCGUCCUGGCGUGUCUGGUGCCGGCGUCCGAGGAUGACUACAGCUGUGCCCUGUCCAACAACUUCGCCCGCUCCUUCUACCCCAUGCUGCGCUACAUCAACGGCCCUCCGCCGACGUGAACCGCUGACAGUGUGAUGUUUAACCUGUCUACACGAUUCAUAGUGAAUUUGUGACCAUCAGUGUACAAAUAAACAUUAAAGGUAUAAUUUAAGAAAAGAAAAAAAAUCCUAUUUUUGAAAGAAAACAUCAAAAACAACCUAUACAUCACUAUUAUGAAAAUUAAGUAUUUCAGAUUCACACGUAAUACCAGUCUCUCCUUGUGCCACAGAAAACUCAAAGAUGUAUCUUUUCACAUAAAAGUAUUUUUUAAAUACUGUAAAAACAUUGCAUGAAGUAUUAAUGUUUUAACUUUGAUCUGCUGAAGAUGAUGAGGCUACAAGAACACAUUUGGAUAUACAGUAGAAACCAAGAAAAUUAAAUAGUAAAAAAAGGCUGUACACAAACCAUACGUGAGGGUCGUCGUUAACCUCAAACGCUCUGCUUGUUAUAUGUAGUUAUUUAACAAUAAUUAAACUAUUUAUUUUAUUUCCCCCAGACUGACUGAAUGGCACCUAACGAAAGCCAUAGUACAGAUGCACUGAGAUUAAGCGUGUACAGUAUUGAUUAUGUUGAUGUAUAGUUUAAAGUCAGUUUGUACUUCUUGACAAAUAAAGCUGUUUGCCUGUAAUGUGUUGAAAAGGUGUUUUUUAUUAUUAUUGUUUAACAGCCUGAUGAGAGCGUUAAAGUACACCACUGAAGACUACAGUGAUUUCACAACACGAUAAAUUACGCCUUACACAGGUUAUCUGCGCAUUAACACAUUUCUCACCUU
This is a messenger RNA of Clarias gariepinus (North African catfish), 31379 nucleotides long. RefSeq names its product spectrin repeat containing, nuclear envelope 2b (gene syne2b). The transcript has 131 exons. The coding region runs from base 1 to 30627 and encodes 10208 amino acids. NCBI's taxonomy places the organism in Eukaryota, Metazoa, Chordata, Actinopteri, Siluriformes, Clariidae. The record is from RefSeq and is a predicted model, not a curated record. Gene Ontology annotation, cellular component: membrane. Gene Ontology annotation, molecular function: protein binding. Gene Ontology annotation, biological process: signal transduction.